AUGCCCGUCGACCUUUCCGAGCAAGACCGGCACGUGCCGGGGCACGCGGCACCUGUUCUGGCUGCACAGUUGGACGACAGCUGCAAUGCGAGUGCCGAUGAGGAGAGUAAAUCAUGCGGACAUUCCACGGACGAAUUGAGUGAUUCUCGCCUAUGUCGUAGAAAUGCAGGGACUUCAACCCAGGAGGUGUCUGGCAGCUUUUUCCUACAUGUCUACUGCCAGCCAGCCUACACGGAGGAGACGGAGACGCCGCUUCCUCUUCAGGAUGAUUCUGCAGGCAUAGCGAGUCCUCCUCGGAGAGGCUCGCUAGAGACUGCCGAGACUUCGGCAGUGGAUGGGGAGGCGAGCAGUGUGUGCGCCGCCUCUGUUGCCAACAGCGCGGGAGUGUCGGUAUCUGGCAGUGCUGGGGGAGACAUUCGGAGCAAUACAGCCGAACCAACGACGGAUAGAGCUUUGAUCAGUCAGUAUGCAGGCUAUCAGGGGGCUGAUAUCACAGUUCAGACAACGCCCCAGGACGAGCCUCUGCAUAACUUUUCGUCCACAAGCCCGGACAGCAGUUUCCGAAUUGGUGGGAGCUGUGACAUCCCCCGUUCAAGGAGAAGCGGCAGCCCUGGCCGCGGGUAUGUCGAUAGAAAUGAGCGUGUAUCUGAAGCUUGCAGUGAAGUUUCGAAGGAGGUGGACCUCGCAGGUCCGCGUCCAGCAGAUGCUACGGCCGAUGAAGGGGAAGAUGAAGAAAUCCGUGACACCAAAGAGGCGCUUCCGCUGAGGACUCCUCCUGGUGGGCCUGUGCAGGGCAAAUCGGUGGCAGAUUACGGCCGGGAUCUGGUCCGCGAGCUGAUCGAUGAAUUCGGAAAACGGCGAACGAAUUUUGCUGUAUUGGUUCCGAAGGUUUUGGCAUUGAUUCGCGUGUUUUUGCACCAGUCGGAUACGGGAUGCUGGGGCAGACCGUUCGCGGCACCGCUGCCAACGUGUGCUGCGUUCAAUGACACAGACCAAGCGAAGGCGGUGCGCUUGCUGGAGGAUUUUUUUCCCUCUUUCCGUUCUCAGGGUGGCCUCUUGCUGUGUACCCAGGGACGCCGCCUCGAGUCGGGUGGAGGAGGCAAGUACUACUUCCAGGAUCACAAGGGCAGAGUGAUAGGAUGCCACAAGCAUGAUUUGGCCCAGUACACAGCUCAGGGUUGUGUCAAGUCGCCUGUCCUUUUGAAGACACUACUUUUCUGUCUAGUUCUGAAGCCGGUGGCUUUCAACGGGAGGCAUACGGCCGGAAGGGUGUGCGCUGGUGGUACUAGACAGGCGUCGUCGGAAGGCACUACCCAGCCUACCGGGUGCUCACCUUCCGAAACCGCGUCGGGGUGUGAGGCUGCGAAAACAGUACGUGGAGCAUCUGGUGACCCCGGCUCACAGGCAUGUGCUGCGAAACAACCGCUCGCGAACUUUGCGAAACUCGACUGCCAUCUUACUCCGUUGGCAGAGAGCCGGGAAAGACACAUCUCGACGUGUUCAGAAGAAUCUCUUGCUAAGACCGAAGAAGAGGAAGCGCGCCUGUGGGAAGCUGUUGCAGAUGUGAGGGAGCUUGUGAGACAGACAGACAUGCUUAUAUCGUGUCCUUCCCCGGCAGCAACAGGUCCUGCGUCCCCCGGCUGCAGGGGAGUGGGAGUGUCUACGCCGAAAGAGGCACCAGCGUCGGAUGUGAAGAAAUUUUUGAACAAUGGGGACCCUGUUUUAUUUUUAGACGGUCGACGUUCUGGAGAUUCCGGCGACUAUCACCCAUCGCGUGCUCCGCAUACCAGAACUGUCCGGAGUAGCAACCCGCAGCGCCUUGUAAGGGUUUAUCGUUCCCUGGUUCAGGAAGAAAGGUCUCACACGGUUGAGCAUCUGCUGCGUGUCUGGUCUAUGAGUCUCCACGUACACAGCCCUCCGGAAGCAAGCAACAUCAAGAACGCGCGAACACAGACGGGACAGGUGAAUGCUGGCUGUGAGGUGCACUGUGAACAGCAGCUCAGGCAGGUAACAGCAGAUGAGCUUUUAGCAGUUCAUUCGGAUGUUGCGGGGGUCGCAGUAAAUGACAACUUUCCACGAAAAAAGAGGCGCAGCAGCCGCCAACAUGCAGAUUCCAAGAGGCUCGGACCGUGUGGCAAACUGAUCGACGAGACUGUUUCUCGGACUGGAGGACUGGCAGAAUCGGAAGAAAUCACAGAGGGAAUGCGAGAAGGUGUGCCGCCGGAGAAGGGAGGUCGAGCUGCCUCGUGGCGUCCGUGUGUGUCUUUACUCUGGGUCAAGCCCCUACCUCUCGAACAGUCGAUGCUGAAGUGGAGUCGUCGUUCGGUAGUAGCCGAGACGGGUUCGAUAGACCAUGGGUUUGAGAACAUUCGCACUGAUGACAUGUGCCCGUCCGUGGUGGCGCCGGCCGGUCGCGCCUCCUACGAUGAGGCUGCGGCUAAAUUUAGCAAGGCAGAAAUGGUGGACGGACCGCUUCCACAUCGUACUGCCUCGUGCGCUUCCACGCGUUCACCGUCGGAUCCGUCGUCCGCAGACUACACACCAUCACUACUGUCUCCCGUUUCGUGUGUUCGAGGCGUAUCGCCUGGACGAAGCCGAGAAGAAGACUCUUUUCAGCACUCCGAAGACAUCAGGAACAUCGACGCUUUUCUGAGUGACGGGCCUGUUUCAUCGUGGUUGGCAAGGACGAUUGGCGCAGUGCCAUUGCUUGGGACCUCCUCACGUAGGGAUGACGAGGGUUUACCUAGCAAAAUGGAUCUCGUGCACGAGUUCAGGACCAGCGCGCCUUCACGUCAUUCCGGAACAUCUGAAGGGGCCAUGCGCUUGUGGAAAGAGCGGGGCCGUUUUGGGGGCAGCACGGCCUUACCACCAGCGGACGCGGGUCUGCAGGCCAUGCUCGAUGCAAAGUGUGGUCGGACAACUGGGGCAGAGCAAGGUUUUGGCAUCGUAGGGAGUAACGGAGGCAGUGCAAGUGGGUCGAUGCGGCAUGAGCCCCACCUCUCACAGAGAACGAGGACGCCUGCAGCGUUCGAAAGGAGUUCAUGGCUGGCGAGUGAGAGCGGGCGACGGUCCAGGGGUGGGGGGACGCAGCUCGAAAACAGGUCGCAUGGCAAUGGAGAGCUCGUGGAUCAGCUGGAGAAGAUCCGCAUGUGUCAACUGCAGGGGAUGUACAGCAACCUGAAAUCGCGAUUCGCACACGUGGGAGACGUCGAUAUCGUGAAGACUGUUCGGACCUUGAUAGAGGCAGCGUUGGGGGAAAACAUGAACUGGGAAGCAGCAAUAAACGCCACCCCACACGUUAACUCUUCUGAUAGGCAUUCUGGUUCGACGUGUGAGACGAACGCGGCGAUAAGUAGUUACGCACCCCCAAAGGGCCAUGCCCCUUGUGAGAGCCACCGGGCGUCGCGUUUGCGUAUCAACCAAGGAGAAAGAAUUCGAGGGGGACUUCUAGGGAUUCGUCCGCGUGAAUCUGUCGUCGGGGAACUUGUUGUUGGUGAAAGGCAUUCAGCGUUUCCGGUGCAAGGACAUGGGCAGCGCAAACGAAGUAGCGAUGGUGUCCUUGGACAGCGCAAGCGUAACAUGGGCGAUCCGCUGGACGAAGUAAUGAAAUGCGGCCGGAUGGACUGCGGGAGUGAGGUUUGGAAGAGGAGGAAAAGCAGGUCAUCACGCGACCCAGGGUCGUCGGCAGAGUUUUCUGAGAGUGAUGUCCAGUCCGGGAUGUGUAAUCAGAAACGGUCGACAUUAGCGCGUCGUCUGAACGAAGACUUCGAGCUCGCUGCAGAUCGCGUUCCUCGCCAGCAUUUAGAAACUCUGUUUCUUCGUAUGAUCCAAGCCACCGAGCGUCUGAAAGUGGCGGGUUGCGAAAUGAACAGGUCGCGGGAAAGCUGA
Messenger RNA from Besnoitia besnoiti, 3888 nucleotides. RefSeq lists its product as uncharacterized. NCBI's taxonomy places the organism in Eukaryota, Apicomplexa, Conoidasida, Eucoccidiorida, Sarcocystidae. The coding region runs from base 1 to 3888 and encodes 1295 amino acids. The transcript has 3 exons. The record is from RefSeq and is a predicted model, not a curated record.